Diuraphis noxia (Russian wheat aphid) is the source of this 1681-nucleotide messenger RNA. RefSeq names its product transmembrane protein 135-like. The record is from RefSeq and is a predicted model, not a curated record. NCBI's taxonomy places the organism in Eukaryota, Metazoa, Arthropoda, Insecta, Hemiptera, Aphididae.
GUUUACAUUUCAAACAAUACUAUCGAAUACUGUAAUAAUAUGGUGUUAGGAGUACCUAUAUAACCGAUAGUAAGUUACUGAGUAGGUAGGUACUGUAGACUGCAUAGUAUGUUAAAUAUAUAAUACCUAGUUAAUUCUCAAUUGAAUUUUUUCCCUUCUAUAUAUGUACCAAUAUAAUUUAAAAUAAUGUUUCAUCGCAAAAUUAUUAGCUGGUAGUUCGUGCCUUUAUAUUUUAACACAAUGGUGAUGGCUAGUAAGAUAUUAAAUACAAUAGAUAUGCCAUGUCAUGAAAUCAUACACCCGUGGGUGACUUCAUGUUGCAACGCAAGUACCGGUUUAUUGAUUCAUUCGAUCCAAACUUCGUUGCGAAUUUAUGUUACUACGUACACGUUGACUUUACUGAUGAAAGGUCGAAAACCGACCAAGAAGGAACUCAAACAAACCCUGUUGAACAUUUUACAGUCUACUGCUUUUCUGUCAUGCCAUUCAUUUGGUUUAUUGUCUGCUAUGUGCUUACUAAGAAGAUUAUUUGGGAAAUUCAAUGUGCUAAGUGUAGCAUUCCUUCCGUGUUCUCUAUCCAGUCUAGUCGCUAUAUUAAUUGAAAGGCCAUCCAGACGAGGAUUACUAAGUCUCUAUGUGACAAAUGUCGCCUCAGAAACAUUCUAUAAUAUGAUGGUUAAUAGAGGCAUUAUAAAACCGAUUCGUUAUGGAGAUUUGUUUAUAUUUGGGUCAUCAAUUACACUACUGCUUUAUUUUUUCAGAGGACAGCAUAAUAAAACAGAUUCAAUAUAUUCCCUUUUAAGGUUUGUUGUUGGUUCUUCCGAAGAAAAUAAUUAUAAAAAACCAUUGUUAUCUCCUCAAACUCAUCAGUCAGGUAAAUCAAAUCAAGGUAUUAUUCGACAAGCAAUUACUGAUAUAUAUCAAGCUUAUUGUACUAUAGACAGUGAAUUAAAAACAAUUUGGACCAGUGAUUUAUGUCCGCACACUUAUGGUUGUUUAUAUUAUAUUCUUAGUUCAGGAACAAGGUUAUUUUUAGUUGGUUAUACAUUACAAUUAAGUUUGAAGUUGCUACAAGUCAACCAAAUUUUACGUGAUCCAAGUUAUAUUUUUAAAUUAAUGAUAUCGUCAGAUACAUUUAGCUUAGGAGCGUUUCUUGGAGGAUUUGCUUCCAUUUAUAGAAUUGUAUCAUGUUUAAUGAGAAGAUUCCUAGGUAAAGAUUCAAAAUACAUAUGUAUUCCUGCUGGAUUAUUGGCUAGUCUCACUUAUUGUGUGUAUCGUAAUAAUUCGAUUACUUUAUAUGUUAUGUUGAAAACAUUACAGAUAAUGUAUAUUAAAGGUUCUAACGAUGGACAUUUUCCUGAUUUACCUCGAGCAAAUAUAUUCUUUUAUUGUUUUUCUACAGCUAUUUUAAUUCAUGCAGCUAUACUUGAACCACAUAACUUAAGACCAUCAUAUUGGAAAUUUUUACAGUCUCUAUCUGGAGAAACUGUAGGAUUAAUUGAUCGAAAUUAUUUGGAUAUAUUUGGUCUUAAAUCAAGUGAAUCAUUUAAAAGUGUAUUAAAAACAUACAAGCCAGUUCCAUCACGCGUUUUUAAAUUUAAAUCUAAUAUCAUUAGUUGAAAAUCUAAGAUAAUGUAUGGUUAAUGGUGUAUGUAAUAAUAUAGUAGUUUAUUAAAGCAUA